AUGACUUGUGUUGUCCAAUUUCCUGGUGAGGAUAGUGAGUUUGUGGUCUCUUUUGUUUAUGCUGUUAACCACCAAACGGGGCAUCAGGAACUAUGGGAGGAGAUCUGUGCUUUAUCCCGUGAUCAUUCAGUUAAUUCAAGACCAUGGGUUCUACUUGGAGAUUUUAAUCAAACCUUGAACCCUGCAGAUCACUCUUCUGGAGGUACCAAAAUUAAAAAAGGAAUGGAGGAGUUCAGAGACUGUCUUGCUUAUGCGAAUCUCCAAGAUCUCACCAUUAGAGGGAAUCAGUUCACCUGGUGGAAUAAGCAAGAGACCAAUCCGAUCGCCAAAAAACUGGAUAGGGUCCUUGCAAAUGAUGAGUGGAGGAUCAUAUAUCCAUUCUCCUACUCUCAGUUCCCGGAGCCUGACUUUUCGGAUCAUAGCCCUUCCAUCAUUGAUCUUGGAAGAAGACAACAGGGUCGACGACAUUUUAUGAUCUCCCAUUUUCUUCUCCACCAUGAAGACUUCCUUCCGAGGCUAUUGCAUUACUGGCAUGAUAUGGAUCCUCAUGGAACAGCUCAAUACUCGAUGAUGAAAAGGCUUAAAGGACUAAAAGGAGUUAUUCGGAUCUAA
Camelina sativa (false flax) is the source of this 612-nucleotide messenger RNA. Lineage: Eukaryota; Viridiplantae; Streptophyta; Magnoliopsida; Brassicales; Brassicaceae. The record is from RefSeq and is a predicted model, not a curated record.